Gambusia affinis (western mosquitofish) is the source of this 4182-nucleotide messenger RNA. RefSeq lists its product as uncharacterized. Lineage: Eukaryota; Metazoa; Chordata; Actinopteri; Cyprinodontiformes; Poeciliidae. The record is from RefSeq and is a predicted model, not a curated record. Gene Ontology annotation, biological process: positive regulation of ERK1 and ERK2 cascade; interleukin-15-mediated signaling pathway; T cell activation. Gene Ontology annotation, cellular component: external side of plasma membrane; membrane raft. The coding region runs from base 2280 to 3407 and encodes 375 amino acids. Gene Ontology annotation, molecular function: MHC class II protein binding; protein tyrosine kinase binding. The transcript has 11 exons.
GGAUCUGAUCCUCAGGAGUCCACAGAGGAUCAUCCUCCUGAACCAGCCGGUUUAUACGCCCAGAUUUUACAAACUUUGUGCUUCCAUAUUUGUGGAGAAACAAGGAGCAGGAGGGUGAACAAACAGGAAUUGGUUUUUGACCUGGAUUGUGUUGAGCAGUAAAUACUCAUGUUCUCCAGGAUUCUCCAUGCUUUCAAAACUACGCGACGUCCAGAGGGAAUGAAGCUGCGGUCCAGUUACCUCGGGACGCGGAGCCGAGUUUGACGUUACACCCGAGGUAACGGCGACUUUCAACAUCGUUACCUCCAUACUGACCAGACAGGAUUUUGAACUUUACACUCUACAACCAAACACCAUUUCAGUUUGUUCAGAUUAGUUGCUGGUUCUAUUCUAACAAUAUUUAAAACACUCUCUUACAUAUGUAUCAUAAAAUAAAUAUGUUUCCACAACAGCUUUCUACAAGGAGCGGCCAUAUUGAAACACAAAGUCAGCCUUACAAGUGGUAACUGGGGCAAGUUGGCGUUGCUCCCAGUUUACCAGUAGGAAAUUCAGCUUGUGAGGGCGAACUGUUUAGAACUAAGUCUAGAACUAUUUGGUCAAAUGUGUGUGAAAAAAAGUUUCAUUUAAAUCUUGUGAGGGGGAAGCAUUUCCCAUAACUACCAUGUAUAAUACAUGAUGUUAUAAUGGCUGGUAUUGAGAUUAACAGAGCAACUGCAAAUGAAACAAUAAAUGAUAAGCUUGUCAUUAGUCAAAGCCAGUUUAGUUGGUAAUAUUUUAGAAAGGAGACAUUUAUAAAGGCUACUAUAAUAUAAACCAAUUACAAACAUGAUAUUUUGGGUUCCUGACUUUUAUUUAACUCUGACCUUGAAAGGCCUAAGAGCUGAAAUGUUGUUAUAUAUCAAAUAAAGUUUAUAGCUGCUUUUUCCCCAUAAUAACAUUAAAGUUGAAUUCAUAUUUAACAGUAAACGGCUGCUUAAUAGUUUUUGUGAAUGUUUAGAGCAUCGGUGUCAAACUUCAGUCCUCCAGUUGCUGUCCUGCAGUUUUUAGAUGAGCCACAGGUACAAAACACUGGAAUGAAACGGCUUCAUUACCUCCUGCUUGUGUAGAUCAGUUCUCCAGAGCCUUAAUGAGCUAAUUAUUCUAUUCAGGUGGUGCAGCAGAGGCUCAUCUAAACGUUGCAGGACUGCGGCCCUGGAGGACUGGAGUUUGAGAGCAUAAAAAAUGACCCAAACAGAAGUGAAAGAUGUUAAACGUGUAAAGAUCUUAAAGGGAGACGUUUGAUUCAUCGUUGUGGUGUUGCUGUGAAAACAGAUCCUGAUGCAGCAAACGUUUUAACAAACCACUUCCCCCUUCGCUUCUCAUGAAGGCUGAGUUAACAUUUGAAGCAAGUUGCAUUAAAACUUUUCAACCUUUUUUCUAACUGUGUUUUAUCUGCUGCUGGUGCUUUAUGCAUGUUUUACUCAAUGCUAAAUCUACAAAGAUUCUUUGGAAAACUUUUAUUUGAAAACUUUUGCUCCACUUUCAGUUCAUGUUUUCUUUCUAGCUCUGAAAAAAGCUGUGUGUCUGUCAUGUGCUCCGUGGCUGAACACAAUGUUCAAAUUUACAGGUUUACUUACUUGGUAAUGUUAAAAUAUAUCAACACUUAAUGCAGGUUAAACUUGUAAUUAAGAUAAAAGAAAUGAAGUCUGAAUAAACAUAAGAGAUGAGGAAGUACCACCUCUCCAACAGGAAGUAAAGAUGACCUUGAAAAAGAUUCUUGUACCCGACGCUUCAUUUAGUCGGAAGAAGAACGACGAGGCGUCGAUGAACAAUGGCUGUCAUCAGUGUGCGAUGUGUUCACUUCUCUUUCUGUGGCUCUUUUAGUCUCUCUGUAUCUUUGCUACAAUCUGCUGUUGACACUUUAAGCUCUGUUUUCGUCUGAGAACUUCCUGUUUGUCGCUGUCCAGUGACGAGAUGCUGAUGAUUCUGUUUCUGACGGUGAGAAACGCCUCUGUUUCAGAUGUGCUUUGUGGUUGAACACAAUGUUCACAAAAAGGCUUUAAGAUGCAUUUUAACCUGUUUAGAUCUUCCUGGCAAAGUAAAAUAUACCUACGGUUAAUUAAGAUUAAUCACUAAAGUAAGAAAUAAUUAAAAAUAUUCAUUUUGUGUGUUAUUUCCUAACAUAAUGAGGAUAUGAGGAAGUAUCACCUCUUUUAUCACGGAAGUACAGACGACCUUAAAAAAGCUGCUGGUGUCGGUUUAGUUCAUCAGAACAAGAAAGACGGAAACAUCAAGGAUCAAUGGCUGAACUAAAAUGGAUUAAAGUUCAUUUAUUUCUGAUCCUGGGGCUUCAGUUUACUGUGUGCACAAUAACUGGAUCAUCUGUUUUCAUAAGAUCUGGGGAUGAUCUGGUUUUGUCUUGCCAACAUGUGAUAAGUGGUCAGAUAAACUGUAAUGGAACCACAUGGGUCUAUAGUAACACCAGCAGCUCAGUAGAACUGGUUAAGCUGGGAAAGGUUGAAAAUGUCCAGAGUAAAUCUAACAGACUGAGUCUUGCAGCAAACUGUUCUCUGGUAAUGAGGAACAUCACAGUGAAGGAUGCUGGUUAUUAUACAUGCCAACAAUAUAAAUCUGGAGCUGAACCCAGUGAACACAUUGAGGUUAAUAAGUCUGGAGUUUCUCUGUCUGUUGUUCACAUGAGUGAGCAGAAGGAUACAGAUGUGGUGACAUUAACCUGCUCUGUGGCGUCACUUGGUCAUUGUGGAUACACAGUGAAAUGGUUGACUGACUGUUCUACUGGGAAACCUGAUUUGAUCAACUGUCCAACUCAACACUCUGGCUGCUCUGCUGCAGUUUGUUUUAAAGAGCAUUCCUACACACAGAGCUGUGAGUUCAAGUGUGAAAUCACAAACCAUGAAACAACAAAGAUCUUUAACUUCAACCAUCAGUGCACAGAAGAUAAAUCAGGUAAAACAUCAUGCAGCCCAGCAACAAAACCUGGAGAUACCACAACAUCAGUUCCAACCACAAAAAGUGCAAAAGUCCCACCGUCAAAAGAAGGAGCUCCAUACAUCACUGCUGCUGCUGCUGCUGCUGCUGCUGCUGCUGUGGUCUUAGUCGCACUCUUGACAGUUGCUGGGAUUGUCAUCAGAUGGAGAACCAAACGAAACAUGAAGCAGGUGCAUGUCUAUGCUGAAGUGAAUCCAACGGUUCCAGUUUCUACCACGGCACUGGAAACCAGCAGGGACAACGUGGAGCCUGAAGAUGGUGUCUACUACUCCACCAUCAGUGAAACUCCAGUCAGGUUUCAUGUUGUUGUUGAAAGGGACGACAUGACCUACAGCACUGUGGCAGCUCCCGGCCCGCCUGCUGCAGCGAUCACUGAUCCCAACGGCCUCUACUCUCUCCUCACCGCUCCAGGAAAAUAGUUUGGAAUGAGACUUUAAUAAUACUUUUCUGUUAAAUUAGUGACAUGUAAGCUCCAGAUGUUGGUGGUUCUGAGUGACUCUUGUAUCUCACUUUGUUUUAAAAUGCAUUGGAAGAUUUUGUCUGACAUUUGCUUUUAUCAGUUUCCUGUAUUUUUAUCAGCUGCAUCAAUAAAAUAGUUUGUUGUCGUUUUUACAGUCACUAAUGUAUACUUGUGUAGUUUUAUCAAUAUCUGAAAGCUGAUUAUAAUAAAUAUAAACUAGAGAGAAGCACUAGAUUAUUACACUUAGAUAACACAUUUACUACUUCCUGUUUAGCAGCCGUCAAGCAGCCGAGUCACACUUACUGCUGCCUGGAGUUACCAGAAGUACUAAUGUUUUUUUUCUUUAUCUUACUUCUUUUUUUGCACCAUGUGAUCAUGCUCAACUUAAUUUUAUGUAACUUAUCAUUUCUCUAGUUCAGCUGCAGGUUUAUGAAGUUAUUGAAAUGAGAGGAAUCAUCAGAAUUUGCACAUUUCUGAGAAACAAACUUAUUUACUCAGCUGCAGGAUGAAAAAAUGCACAACAUAUUCAUCAUUAUUUUAAUUGCUCUAUUUUGUAAUUAAUAAAUUCACUCCUGAAUCUUCUGUCAUUGUCACAUUUUAAAGAAUAAAUCCUCCAGUAGGAGGCUCUGUUGAGUAAGAUAUUAAUGACCCUGUAGAUGACAUCUGCAACAGAUAUAAAAAAAUUUCAUGAGAAUUUUUUGUUUGUUUGAAUGGCAGAAACGGACUUCUAUUAA